ACAAAAACAGCAUACUUCCUCCUCGUUCGAAAAAAUCAUUUCUGCUUGUACAGGAGCCGUUAUCACCAUGUCAUUCAAAAUUUAUUAUUUCUUUUGGACCAAUAGUGAAUCCUUUGGACAUUGUGAAGACUCGCUUACAAGAAGCAACCAAAAAAAAUAGUAUGAAUGAAUAUAAAGGAACCAUUGACGCCUUGGGCAAAAUUUUCAGAAAUGAAGGCAUAUUUGCAUUAUGGAGAGGAUUAGUACCUGGAUUAAUUAUGGCAUUACCAUCAACUGCCAUUUAUUUUGUUGGAUAUGAUUAUAUUAAAGAUCAUACAAGAGACCGCUUUACAAACACAGUAUUUGAUACUUAUUCACCUUUGUGGGCCGGCGGAUUAGCGCGGACUAUGGCAGCUUUGGUCGUGUCUCCUCUAGAAUUAUUUAGAACCAGGAUGCAAUCAGUGGAUGGAAUCAAUGGGUUUUCAAGUGUUUGGAAUGGAGUGCAGAAAAUGGUGCAAACAGAAGGACCUCAAGCCUUAUGGCGAGGUCUACUACCAACGAUGCUGCGUGAUGUGCCAUUCUCAGCCGUUUAUUGGAUGGGCUACGAAGAUAUUAAACAAAGGCUCGAAAAGCACAGUGAACAUAAUGAUAUGUCACGGUUUCAAACAUCGUUUAUUGCUGGAGCAUCUUCUGGCAUGUUUGCUGCUGUGGUAACAACACCAUUUGACGUGGUGAAGACACAACGUCAAGUGAGUUCUGAUGCAAAAGAGAGGCGUAGUGCCGAGAGUUGCAAAAGUGGCACCAGCAUGUGCUAUUAUGAUUUCCAGUUACGAAAUGGGAAAGCAAUUUUUCGCCACUAGGCGUGUCAACAAUAGUCAAGCAUAAUUUUAUGUUUUUUGUCGCAUACCCUUUAUGAUAGAAUUA
Messenger RNA from Mycotypha africana, 903 nucleotides. Its product is annotated as mitochondrial carrier domain-containing protein. Gene Ontology annotation, biological process: mitochondrial transmembrane transport. The coding region runs from base 162 to 839 and encodes 225 amino acids. Lineage: Eukaryota; Fungi; Mucoromycota; Mucoromycetes; Mucorales; Mycotyphaceae. The transcript has 5 exons. The record is from RefSeq and is a predicted model, not a curated record.